Messenger RNA from Ficedula albicollis (Collared flycatcher), 3563 nucleotides. It is a transcript of the gene UIMC1, whose product is annotated as ubiquitin interaction motif containing 1. Gene Ontology annotation, cellular component: BRCA1-A complex. NCBI's taxonomy places the organism in Eukaryota, Metazoa, Chordata, Aves, Passeriformes, Muscicapidae. Gene Ontology annotation, biological process: positive regulation of DNA repair; double-strand break repair. The transcript is spliced from 11 exons. Gene Ontology annotation, molecular function: K63-linked polyubiquitin modification-dependent protein binding; histone binding. The record is from RefSeq and is a predicted model, not a curated record. Bases 320 to 2326 code for a protein of 668 amino acids.
UUUUUGUGCGUGUUUAAGCGGCGCUGCGCAUUCUUCUCCUGAAGAAGCCGCGUUCGGGCUGAGAAAACGGCGAGACCACCAGCACCUCAGAGCGAGAUGUCUGGGCCCGCUGCCCGCCCACCACGGAUAUGGCGCUGCCCGCUUCAGCACCCCAAUAACCACGUGAGACGCAGUGAAGCCGCUGUCGCCAUCUUGGGUGAGGGCAAUGAGGCCUCCGCCGCCAACUUGAGCGCGGGUGCGGGACCCGCCGACCGGGGCCGGUGCGGGAGACCCGGCGGGGAGGCCGCGGGCGGCGGGGCGGCCCGGGCCCGAGUGAAGGAUGCCGAGGAGGAAGAAGCCUGCAGAGGGCCUGGAAUCUCAAGGUCAGGAUGGGGAGGAAGAGGAGGAGGAGAAGAGGAACCCAGCCAAUGCCAAGAAGAAGCGCACUUUUGUGGAUGCAUUUAUUGUUAUAUCGGACAGCGAUGGAGAGCAGGAGUCAAAGGAAGAGAGUGGAUUGCAAAAGAAGAGAACAAAGCAGCUGGAUCGAACCAAGUUUGCUGCUAAAAGAAAAAUUGCACAGAUGACUGAAGAGGAACAAUUUGCACUGGCCCUGCAAAUGAGUGAGCAAGAGGCUAGAGAAGUGAACUGUCAGGAAGAGGAAGAGGAGGAGCUCUUGAGGAAGGCCAUUGCUGAGAGCCUUAGUAGUUGUCAGCCCUCAGACUCAUUGUCUGCAACUCCUCAGCUGUCAGUAGAAGAACUGGAUUCACAGGGCCAAAGCCAGCCUGCUGAGAACGAAGGCUCUGAGGUCCUGGGAGGCCUGGCAUGCUGCCCUGACACCCCUCCCUCUGACUGCAGCUCCCACUCACAGAGCUCCAGAGCUGAUGGGAAUGGACAGAUGGAUGUCGCCCGGAGCCCCUUGGUAGUGUUGAGGAGGUUAAGCCAGAAAAUCGUUGAAAACUCACUAGUAUCCAGCAUAAUCGUGUCUCCAGGGAAGGGCCAGCCUGUGACAAGGUCAAGUGAAAAGUCUUCCUCACCAGCAAAAAGUGAUUCGAGUAACAUGUUACCCAGCACUCUCGGAGAGGACUUCAUGUCUUUGAGUCCCACCUUUGGCAAGGUGGCUUCAGGAGGCUCCUGGCGACUGACACCUCGGAGACUGUUCAACAGCCCCUCCAGCUCUUCUGAGGCAGCAGGCCACACACCAAAAGAGCAACUCCUGCCCUGCACUGGUGAUUCUGUUGGAGAAGCUGGUGCUGGGAGCUCAGCCGCACUCUGGAAGAGCAGGAGCACAGAACAGUGUGACAGCCCCAGGAGGAGUGGUGGAGGAGCAGGUACCAAACACAGCUCACAGCCUGGGCACACUGCCAAGGUCUGUGUUUCCACAGAGCAAGCAGAGCAGAAUGAGGGGUCUGGCAGUACCCCGGAUCUUUGCAUGCCGACUGCGGUGGAGGAGAAGCACAAACAGGAGGAGGCAAGAGACACAGUGCACUAUUAUUGGGGCAUCCCCUUCUGCCCCAAAGGGGUGGACCCCAACCAGUACACCAAAGUCAUCUUGUGUCAGCUGGAGGUUUACCAGAAGAGCCUGAAGCAGGCUCAGAGGCAGCUAUUGCAUAAGAAGGAGUUUGGUAACCCGGUUGUGCCCAGUUCUUCCUUGAGCCAAAAUGAGCUUGGGAAAGGAGAAGAGAUAAGCAGGGAGAAUGGGGUAGCUGAUGGUACAGAAGAUGGAGACACAGAGGGGCAGGAGUCUGAAAACAUCACCUGGCUCCACCCUUCAAAGAGGAAGGAGGCAGAGAGUCCAGGGCACAGCAUGGAAGAAGAGAAGAACUCCACUUCUGAUGAUGAACCGACUACCAGCUACUGCCAGCCCUGCCAGGUACUGCCUGCAGAGGAUGUGCCUGAAGAUGGGGAGCCCAUGCAAAUUGCACAGAGCAUCUCCACAAUGACCCCACUUGGCAGUAAAAGGAGCCCAGAUAUUGCCACAGAAAACUCUGCUGAAGAAGAGAUCUCUGUUUGCCCAGAGACACAGCCAAGCCCACUGGAAUCUCUUGAGGAGGAGAGAGGAGAGCUCUGUUCAGACAGCAGAGAUGCACCUAUGCAGGUUGGUGGGGAUGAAGGUGCUGGCAGGACUGUGUCUGAGUGCAGCCCUACAGCUGCUGGCCGUGUGUCGUGCCCGCUGUGUGACCACGGCUUCCCAGCGGACGAGAUCGAGGUGCACGCCAUGUACUGCAACGGCACCGCGGCGCCGGAGCCUGGCCAGGACGCUCCAGUGCUCACCCGGCGUCAGAGAGAGGCAAGAAAUAAAGCUGCUAGUGGUGGAAGCAGCCCACCAUCUUUAGACAUUGACAAGUAAGUAGCCCAAUCCAUGACGGGUCAGGGGCGCAUGGCUUCUGGGGGGAGCUGUAGCUAAAAUGGUGCUAACUCAGCCAGUUUCUGAUGGGAGGUUUGAGCUUGGUAACCCCGGGAAAAGAAGAGGCCAGGACAUGGAGGCUGUCAACAUGGCACCUGUAGUGAUAUUCUUAAUUAAAUUAGACUUUCAGAAUAGCAGUGUCUUUGUUUAAUCUCUCUCCAUGCAGCCCCUCCUCCUGCCACCCACACAAAGCAUCAUAAGAGAGGAUCUGACAGUAAAAUCCCUGCUAUGGAAGCAAUUUUGCUGUUACAAACAGUGGAUGGCAACAUCACUAAUGGAAUUAGGCUAAUUAUAGAGAGGACAGCUUCUGUUUAGACACAUUAUCUGGGUAAUCAGCGCUGACUGGAAAGAAAAUACGGGAAAAAGUGCUGCAGAGUUUUGCUCGAUGGGGGCUCUCCAUAUGCAUUUUAGAGCCUGGGGUGUUUCACUCAGAGAGUACCACUAUCAAAGUGAACACAAUGUUGCUGGGGCUGGUCCCUGGGGGCUUUGUCUCUUCUUGGAGAUAGUCCAUUCCUGAAUGUAGCUUCCCUCCUGAAGAGCCAGUGUCCUCUUCUGCAGGGUUCAGUCCCUGCUGAGAGCUGGUGUGGAAGUGAAUGUAGCUGUGUAGAUCUAUGCCUGACCUUCAUCUCCUUUCACCCAGAAUAAUCUUCUUCCCAAGAACACUCAGUUGUCCUGUGUGAGCCUGAGUGUCUUCCACCCAAAUGAGGGGGUUUGAGAAAUAGACUGAGCCAACCCCCCAGCAGGAGCAUGUGCUCUGCAAUUCCUCUCCCUGCAUGGCAUGAUGUAAAAUGGAGACAGUGCAGAGAAAGGCUUGAUUUACUAGUCAGACAAGUUCAUCCAGCCCUGGUAAAAUGUCUCUCUGAUUUAACACACUUGGUUUGCUUUUCAGGCAGAAUUUAACUCCCCUUUGCAAAGCCCUUGCACUUCAUUUCUGUAGAUUUUGACAGGGUGCUUUAUGUCUGGGGAGAAAUCAGUGGUGGUUGAGAUAGUUAGAUGAGCAGAUUUGAUUACUGUCCCGCUGCUGCAGCAGCAGGAUACAGAGGAGCAGGCAGGGAAAACUGAUAAUCACUCAGUCUUUGCGAUUGGUGCCGGGCUGACCCCACUGAGCGAGGCUGGAUUUGGUGACACGUCUUCUCCGCGGCAUGGCCUGGAGGAGGAGAGUCACUGCUGCCGUCUGGGA